Chilo suppressalis (striped riceborer) is the source of this 14074-nucleotide messenger RNA. Lineage: Eukaryota; Metazoa; Arthropoda; Insecta; Lepidoptera; Crambidae. The record is from the annotation of a GenBank genome assembly.
CUUUUUUUAGCCCGCGGAUCUUCGGAAAUCAACAAUAACAGAAAGUAGUAUAUUAUUGGUCUGCUCCAGUUUAGGCAGUUAUCCACAAUGUUCACAUCUUAACUGCUCGAAGGAAUGAAAAAGUUACUAAUCAAUUACGCAUAGGUAGUAAGAUGGGUUUUAAUUUUUUUUUAUUAAAUAACAAUCUUUAUAAUGUUUAGCUUGUAUCAGUCUAGCCCGUUAAUUUGGGUGUUUAUUAAUUACUCCUUUAUUCACAUUCUUAUUACCUGCCUUCGACUACGUGAAGUGUUCGUAAAAUGUUUUAAAUAAAUAAUCCUAUCCAGCUACAGAUGACACCCCUACACUCUCGUCUCGGAACAACUGCGCACAACCUCACUCUCGGCUGAGCUUUCCCUCGGCAAAUGCGUGUGUUGCGUCAUUCUAGAGUGCCGGUUCCCAACCCCUGCUUUUAACCGACUAUGUGACCUAUCUUCGCUGUACUACUUGACAUACUACAGCCUCGUAAGAUGAAAACAAAGGAGCUUGCUGAAGACGAUGGCAUCAUUGAAGAUGUAGUUCCGAUUCCGGUGCAAAUCUUCCUGUGGCGUCUGACGGCACCCUUUGUGCGUCCGAGGCUCGGGAGGGUCCACGAUGAUGAUUGCAUGUUCUGUCAGAGAGCUCCAGGCCAUCAUGAAAUAAAAAAAGCAGCAAAGUCAUUUGAAAAAGCUUUGGUGCAAAAUCUUCGCUUGGGUUUAUCCAUUAGCCCAACUGAAUCAGAGGCGAUAGAAACGAUCCCACGAUGGCGUUUAAUACAAGCUGCAUUUCCUCAUGUGAUGCACUCUUUAGCAGCUUUACUACACAACAGAGUAAAAGACAACAUGCAAUCACUAGGCAAUGUGGAAACAACACUCCUGUAUACACUUCACUGGCUCCUCCUUGAUGCUUCAGACGAAUGUGCUGAAAAUGAUUACGAAAAUGGAAUAUUUUACUCUAAUCCUUUCCACUAUCUCUUUUCUAUUCCAUCGAUCACACUCUUCGUAUUUCUAUUUGCACCAAUAUCUCAACAUCUAAAAGAGUCAGACUUUACCAACAACUACCGUUUAGAAAAUGGACUUAAACUAUGGCAAGCCAUGUGGGAGUUCCGUCAUCCUGAUGCAGCAUGCUUUACUACUCUUGUGAAACCAAAGCCUAAACCUUUAGGUGGCAAAUUCUCAAAGAGGACACAACAAGGCGAUAUAUUUUUAGGUCGUAAAUUCUCAAAAGAAGAUGCACCUGUUAACGGCAGUCCACCAAGCCAGAAUGUCUCUGUUUCACAAUCAGAAGCUCCAUCCAAACAGGCCAGCACAGAAGAAGAACCAUGGCUUUCUUCCCCUAAGGACACAAUCUUUCCAGAAACUAUACCAGAAGAGAGCUCUAGCACUGAGGAAGAACAUGUUUUUAUUUACCGCUUACCAUCAGAGCAAAACUUUGGUGAGGCAAUCAAAGAAACGUAUACAGUUUAUUCCGCAGAUCCCAGCAUAUUUCAGCUUCGAAAGUCAGAUGCUACUAAACAACCUCUACCGGGUAUCAAACCCUUGCCACCAGUUACAAAAAUGAGCUCUUCAGAUAAAGAGUCUUUAUCAGACAGUGGCGGCGGUGGGCAACCUCAAAAAAGUACUUCGACAUCCACAGAGAAACCUCCUUCAUCUAAACAAGUUCAUGUAUCCUCUGCUACUUUUCUGGAUGUCGCUACGUUGCGGUGUCUUUUUACUUCACAAUGGCAAGAAGAAGGUGUAUACUGGGCUUUGCAUUACUUAUAUAACAGGUUACGUGACAUAUGUGAUGAUAUUUCCAAACAAACUCAGCCAAGAAAGAGAAGCAACUCUCUACCCAUUCCCAAGAUAGAAGUGUCUGUUUAUCAGAGUCCAGAAAUUAAAGAACGUGAUUCGCUAAAGAAUUUUAUGGAAGUUCCUGAACUAAAAGAUAUGUCUCCACUGGCAGAGAUACCAUUUCCAGUUAGUCCGAAAAUCGAAGAAGAAUCUGUAAUGAUGAGACGAUCAAGCGAAAAAAUUAAACGUAAAAUGAAAAUGGCCGAUUUGAAAGCGUUCGUAGAGACCAAGCUUUUAUCAAAAUCGGACAAAGCUUUAGAAAAGAUCGGUCAAGAAGACCACAAGUUUUCCUUUCAUACUGCAGUAAGAAUGAUAUCUGAAUACCAUAGAAGUCUAGACCAUACAGAUGAUAGGCCAAAUUCUGCAUUGGGAACCAACUUUCCUACAUUUGCCCCUAGACUAACAGGCGAUUUGUUUCAGUGCAAUCUUAUCAAAGGAAAGAGUAUGCCAAGCUUAAGAUACAUUGGGGAAGUGAGGACGGAGCGAGCGCAUGGACCUUCGCACACUAUGCCCUCUUACGUUCAAAAGAAAAACAACCCUAUUAUCACAGUCACAGAGCAUACUCCCACUCCGUCACCUGACUACAUGUCGAAGACGCGACAGGGUUCCAUGGAGUCCCAAAUCGAUUCAGUGAGUAUGCAAGGCUCCCAACACAUACCAACGCCUGAGCGUAAGCCCAGCCUCACUCGAUCGCAAACAGAUUCUAAUAUAACAUACGUCGUGGAAGAGAUACAGGAGGUGCCUGGGUCUGUUCAUUACAUUACCAAAGAUGGAGAAAUUGACUUCCAAGUCGUUUUAAAGGCUGUAUAUUCAGUAUCAACCAUGGACAGUUUCUAUAUAACUCUUCGUGUUAUGGAGGUAACUCUCAACUUGGUUGAUACCCUUAUGGAAAUUGGAGUGCACAAAAACUGGCAAAACAACCUACCUGAGGAUCCUCAGAUUGGUACAUCAGUUGAUCCCCUGAUCGAUUUUAAGGACAAAGAGAAUAAGGAAAGGGAUUCGGGUAUUCCAUGUGCUCAAAGCCAAGAUUCGACUAAUAUAGAAGGCGGAGACAGUACUAAAGAUAAAACAAAGGACGAGGAAAACUUAGAUUGUCCGUAUUUCAUGAUCCUUCAUAUAACACUGAGAGUUCUCCGUCAACUAGGCUGUUCUCACGGUUGUAUGACAGCUUUGAGAGGACCCCAAGCAGAAUGCCUUCGAGUGCAAGCUAGGAAUUCCCUGAAAGAACUAAGGUCUGCUUCGAUACCUAAGUUCACGUUGCGACUAAAGGAAAUGACUAAAUACGCACCAAUAAGAGAAGUGCUUGAUAACCUCCAUGCCACUGUUGGCUACUGCGUUGAACCAGCUUCUUUGGUUUCUCCUAUGAGUCAACAGAAACGCAGUAACAAAUAUCCAGACAUAAGCCACCUGCAAAACGGUUACGCCACAAACUUUGGUGCUAACCAAGGUGCCAAUGCAAACAGAAUCAUAGAGACGUUCUUUAUAGAGGCUACUUUUAGAGUGCUCGUCACUCGAUUUGCUCUCAUGCAUAAGGAACUGAAAAUGUUAGAUAACACUAAACUAUACAUGGAGGUUCGCCUCUUAUUGUGCUACGUCAGAGAAGCUCACGGAGGUAUAUUCCGAGUGGUUGCCUUCAGCGGUCUCCUAGAUACCGCCGAAAGACCAGACAGCCAGCAAAAAGAAUCUAAUAUGCAAACAACUCGAGUCAUAAGGCACGUACCGCGUACGGCUGACGAUGAACGGGGUUCCGACACAGGGGCAGAUUCGGGAUGUGCUGCCGAUGACCGCAGCCACAAGAAAUUCACCUUCAAAAAGAGGAGCACAUCUUCCACCGGCGCUCAUAGCCUGCUAGAAACUGAGGGUGGAGAGGAAUCUGCCAGUCAGUCCCCACUUUCGGUUCGUACGCGACGCUAUCAACUAACGCCUCGCCAAUCAGAGAGGACAAUUCCGUCCGCAUCUUCCGCCGAUAUAACCCCGCACCAUAAGAUAUCGCACUCUAAAUCAAUCCCGUCCAAGUUUCACAUCAGCGGCAUCGUGAACUGGUUUCGACAAAAACCUCAAUCGCAAUCUCUCAUCCGUAACGGUGGGGGGUCCGGCGAAUCUCUUCCCAUAUCGGGCAGCAUGAUAUCGCUGGCGAGGCCUCCCCACGCGCCUCCGCCGCUGUCGAGCCGCCCGGUGCAUGUCAAACGACGCGUGGGUUACACUUUGAACAGAGCCAGAAAACGCGUCGAAGAUAGAUUGAACAGAUUCGGGCUGAGGAAAAUGGGGAAAAAACGUGACGGCAGCAUAGAAGAGACAAGUGGCGGUUAUAUGUCUCGCCGUGGCUCAGCGGAAGGCGGUUCAGGUGGUGGGGAAUCGGAAGUGGUAGUGUUGAAACGGAGACGACUAGUGGCAGCAGCACCAUUAUACGCUGGAUUGGCGAGAUUCAAUUUCUUGUUAGACGCGACGCAACCUGGAGCGAUGCCAGACGCGCUUUUCAUGGCCGCACUUUUGGAUUUGCCGCAUACGGUCGUCGUUGGAAGAGCUUCAAUUCUACUGGAAUGCGCCCACUUAGUACACAAUUGCAACAAGGGUCAAUGGCCAUAUUGGCUGAAAUCGAACAUCGCUAAAAAUUCUGUGUCUUCAAGUCCACAAUUGAGAAGACGCCUGGCUGGGAAACUAUUCUAUCAAUGGGCUGAAGCCCUCGGCAACAGACUAGAGGAAAUGCUUAUUGAAGACAAGAAGCACCUCGAAAAUGUUGGCAACUUGGUGACGGAUCCGGAUGGACAACGUGAGCUUUUGCAACAAGACGAAGAAGAAGAUUUCCUUGACGAAGCCAGCAUUCGUCUGCCUGGCAAACCGAUUGGAGCCGAAUGCCCUCGAGCUCUAAGAUUAGUUGCCUGCGUUUUACUCUACGAAAUCACUGCCUUCCUACGCGAAACAUACCAGAAUUUACCAAAAUCCUGCCGAUCAUCGCUAAAGGAAAGAGGACCUUGGGACAGAGUAUACAGGGAAGCGAAUCGUCGUUGGAGCAUGGCUUUGUCGAGUAUGGGACAUUCUCAAGCAUCAGCACAGAGUCUGCAAUCUAUUGCUGGCGCUGAAACUGAAAGGAAGAUAUCUUUCGUCCUGCAUGAACCAGAAAAUGUUUCCGGAGGCAGUAAUGUUACAUUGGCAGAUGCAAUUCCACCAGUCGUAGACGAGAAGAAAGGUCGUUUAGGAUCGAGGGGUAAAGCGUGCAUGCACCGUCGCAACACUCAACAAACACACUCCGCUUACGGUUCUAUAAAGCGACGAUCCAUAAAACUCCGCCAAAAGGACACCAGGGAAGUCGACGAAUGGGGCACUGUGAUAAUGCCAGGUGAGGUUGACAGUGGCGGCGAAGAGAGUCCGGGCGUCCUGUCCGACGAUCACGACCAUCCCCCGGACAGUCCAGACAGUAACUCCACCGAUCCCCCCGAUAACAGCAAGGGAUUCCCGUGGAUGAAGAUAAUGGUGAAGUUCUUGAACUCGUUCAACUACGUGUGCUGCCAUCAGAACUUCUGCCAUCCAUAUUGUUUUCGACGAAACAUGAGAGCCUGCAUCAGAUUAAUGAAGUCCGUACGAAAGAUCUAUGGUGAAAAAUUCGGUCCUGAAAUCCAUAUCACUAGUUCAGAUGAUACCGGGGGAGGAGCUAGACGCGGCCGGCGUGCUAGGAAACCAUCGGAACAUUCUACAGACAAAAUCGACCGAUCCGUCAUAGAAUCCGGCGGGCUAGCUUACCGCGCGGCCGGCGUGGAACAUUCGCUUCCUCACGCCGAAGUACCGCUAAUCACCAAACCCGGGGCCAUGCCUUACCCGCCACCUGACCCACCACCCAUACUGAAGUACUUGAAGACACAGGUCCGCGAUGCUCAUCACACGCCUUUGGCGACACUAAUCAAAGGCGCUACAACUAUGAGCGAGGAACUAUUCGCCGAAUCAGCACCAGUCGCGUGGCAAUUACUGCUCGAACCAGACCGGGAAUUGAGUUCUUGUGCCGCUGCUAUGUUCAUAUUGGCCGCUGUUAAAACCCCACAUACCGCUUCUGAAAUUAUGCACCAGGACUUGAAACAUACCGAACCUGGGGUUAGAAUAAAUGCAAUACUACGGUUUCAAGUAAUGUGGAAGCUUCGUUACCAAGUGUGGCCCCGAAUGGAGGAAGGAGCUUCGAUGACCUUCAAAGUGCCUCCGCCAGGCAUCGAAUUCACAUUGCCAUCGCCGAAGAUAGGGAUCGAAUCAUUGGCCGUAGUCGAUCCGCCUUGGAGUCCGCAAGUCAAAGACAAGGAUAUGGAGAUGACGUUGAAUCAAGAAAGACAUCGAUCUUUAGUUACAGCGACUAAGACUCGAAAGAAACAACAGACCGAAGCGAUAAAAAGGGCAUUGCAGCAACGCAACGACAAGAAACGAGCGGAAAGAGAGAGUUUCCUCAUCACAACCAUACCUAUAACUCGUCAAGCUGCCAGGGAACCUGCCUUAGAUCAUGCUGCCGACGACCACAUCGAACCUCCAGCUGACGAAGAGAUGGUAGAAGGAGUACGUGGCUCCCACCACACUCAGGUCGCUUCGGCAUUAUUUCCCUCCGUAUUGUGCUCAGCGGUGGCUGAAAUCAUAUCGCUUUUAGAUGACGCCGCCGUAUCGCAUGAUGGAUGUUCAGUGUACGAAGUCGCUUAUCAGGUGAUAUGGGGUUGUCUAGUGGAAGAUUCCGCGCUCUUCCUGCGCCAUGUUCUAGAAAGACUCACGCGAGAUCAUCAAGACGAAAUGUUCAAGUUGCUGCGACAUUUGAUCCGUUUCAUUCCCCGCUUGCCGCAACAAGCUGCGUUCGCGCUGUACAAUUACAUCAUAGGUUACGUCAUGUUUUACGUGAGAUCUCCUCAUGAGGACGGACAGAGAUUAAUCGGAGCAGCCCUCUCUAUAUUGUGGAUGGUGGUUCACAGUGUUCACGGUAUCAUGUUCAAAGAUUUGAAACAGAUUCUGCGCAAAGAGCAAUGCGAUGCUUCUAUAUUACUCACAGCAAAUGUUCCAGCUGCUAAGAAAAUCAUCGUUCAUGGACCUUCGGAUAACGAAGGCAGUAUUCCGUCCCAGUUCCCAGUUCAAGAGGACACGGUUUUCUCGCAAAUCUUGAAGGAGUCUCUAGAUUUCUUUGGUAUUCCAGAACAUCUGCAUCGGGAACAUUUCUUGGUUGAUUUCAAAACACGUCAAAUCCACAACCCGCAGAACUACGUGCGCGACCAUUACUUUUUCAAACGCUCCCAAUAUCCGCAGUUAGGGCUAGUGCACAUGGAGCCCGAGGAAGCAUUCCAUAAACUGCAAAAACAAGAGUUGCUGAUGAAAUUUGUUGAAAUCGGAAAGGUUCUGCUUACUUGGGCUAUCCUCAAGAACGUCGACAUGGUUGUGCAGCGCGUAGUAUUUUUGCAUGACGAGUUGAUGAAAUUGCCGUCAUUCCCGCGGAAGGCGCUGGAAGCUGACUUGACACUAUAUAGCCGUGGACCUUUAGGCUCUACGCUUCUAGGAUUGGAUGUUUUACACAAAUUCAUGUGGGUCCGUUUGAUAUCUCGCAUGUUUGAAGCUAUGGCCGGUAAUUUUACCUCAUCCAGAGACAUUCAUUUAUUCCUAAAUGUACUAAACGGUGCUCUAAUGUUGCACAGUGAAGAUUCGCUAAUACUCAGAUACGUUAUAGCGACUUACGUCAAUGCAGCUUUCAACUUCAAAAGCAUAUUUUCUACUAAUGGCUACCUCCUAAUCAUGCCAACAUUGUUGCAAAUAUACUCGAAUUUCCAAACGAACAAAUUAGUCACCACCACUAUAGAAUACGCUGUGAAACAGUUCUACCUUUUGAACAGAAAGCCAUUCAUAUUGCAAAUGUUCGGAUCUGUCUCUGCUAUACUGGACACGGAUGAAGAAUCUACGUACGGUGAUGCUAGUAAAGUACAAUCGAGUUGCCUAUUCAAUCUUCUGCUUAGUUUGGAAACUCCAUCGCCGGAUCCUUUGCACAUAGCAGAGCUGAUAAAAGAGGAGAAACCACUCAAACCCAUAGACUUUUGUUAUCGAGACGAAGAAGAAAUGGUAAACGUUUUGGAUUGCAUCAGUCUCUGUGUGAUGGUCGUCUCGUAUUCCGCUGAAAGUAUGAGGGGCUACCAGAUGCUUAUUAUAUUAGAAGCAAUACUACCUUGCUACGUGAAACAAAUUCAGCUACCAACUUAUAACAGGGAAGGAAAAACCGAAAAAGAAAUCAUUCAGCAAUUGGCCAUCGCAAUUAAAACACUAGUCAACAACUGCGAGGGGCUGUCUAAAUCGUACAACGGCCCCUACAGAACGUCCCCCGAACACAAGGGAUCGUCGCAGCGCGCCGUACCGAGGUCUGCGGCCACAAACAUCAUAUUCGACGAAUCUCACUCCAAGUUUGACAACUCCAAGAUACAAGUGCCAGAGUUUACUGGAGCUGAGGACUCUGAGUUGGUCCGGGCCGAAUACCGUCGUCCCCGAGAUGUGCUGCUGUCUCUGGUAGGAGAGUUCAUCGGUAGGGCGACGACUCGACUGUUGGACCUCAACGGCUCUAAGGGCAGCGGCGGUAGUGAAGGAAAGCCCGUCGAGCUUCUAGACUCCAAGUCACAUGCGCGACUCGCGGAAAUAGCACACUCUCUCCUGAAAGUGUCACCAUACGACCCCGAGUCUAUGGGAUGCCGGGGCUUGCAGCGAUACAUGACGCAAGUUUUGCCGGCUGCUGAUUGGGCGGACGACGCUUUGAGACCAGCACUCAUCAUGAUACUCAGAAGGCUAGACAAGGUCUUCCUUAAGAUAGCUAAGAAACCAAGUAUACGGAGAAACACAGACUGGGAUUCAGCGGCCGUACUACUAAAAGGUGUAUACGAAACUAUGAUAAGAUGUCCAUACAUAAUGCACUGGCAGCAAGUGAAGACACUUCUUAAUACAGUUCAGGCUCUUAUAGUAUCCGAGAACAAUUCCGGCGAGAAUCUAUCUUCUGCGACCGCUGCGCUUAUGUCGCAGCCACCGCCUCCGCAUUUUUGUAGUACAGUUGUACGACUGAUCGCGUUACAAGUCAUUAACACUGGGGAUAGUUAUUCGCUGGAACAAAUGUGUGGCGGCAGCGCAAUAUUCCAAAACGCCGAGAAGACUGAAAACAUGCUGAUGAACUUAUUCAUGCCGCUCUGUUUGCGUGUUGGAAGUGGCAGAAAAGACGUACCACCACUCCGCCAAUCAGACGUGAGCUACCUAGUAUCGGUUGUUCUGAACGCCUUGUGCCCCCCGGCGCCGCCUGGACAAUUAGCCGCAGUUAAUGCUAAGCUGAACGCGGCCGAUGCCAGAGCCAACUCGCUCACAUUCACAGGCAGUAGGGACACUAGGAACACCACGAGGCUGUCAAAUCAACUGUACAGGAUCGCGUUUUUGGCAUUGAAAGUGAUGUGCGCAUGCUUCACAAGCGAACUGUGCUCCGAAUGGGGUCGUAUAGCGAGAGCUAUGCGAGAUCUCGGGCGUCGCAAUGAAGCUGCGCACCAUCUGUGGGACUUCCUAGAGCACUGCGUCACUUAUCGGACGCCGCUGUACAUACUGCUGCAGCCGUUCAUAGUGCAUAAGCUGUCACAACCACCUAUAGGCGACAACGAAAGGCACAUGCAGUUCGUAGUGCGGGAACGAGUACGUGGUUUAAAGUUGCCGGCAGCUAGGGCUCGGGGCGCUCUCUUAGCGGAGUUAGCCCGAGAAUUGAGAACUAUGAGAGAUACCCAUGAUCAGUUCAAGUUCGAACAAAUAGCCGAGAAUCUCGGCCAGGGCGGGGGCAAACGGGCCUCAGAAGUGUUUCCGCGCACUACGACCGCCCCCGAAAAGCACCAGCAACAUCGACCCUCGCUCAUAUCGAUGCUGGUAGGAAGAGCUGGUGCUUUGCCCAGGACUCCAGACCAUCCUUCAGCCCCAUUAUCGGCUCAACGAGAAUCUGUAUCCAGCGGAUCUACUACGAGCCAGCAUAUGCAGGCAUUUGAUGUAACUGGCAGCGGCAGACUCAGCGACAACAGUAACAAUCACGGCAGUAAUACGUCACACAUGGGUUCCAACAACUGCAGCGACACCAAACCUACAGCUAGUACCCCGUCGUAUGGAAGUACGCAAACUAAGCUUCGCUUCGUCCCUUCAGUGGAGUUCAAGUUGACUUCAGCGGGUGAGACGUCAAUGUCUCCACUAUCCCCGCUCUCGCCGCGUGACGUCAGAGACUCCGAAUGCAGUAUCGAUGGGGAAGGCGCUUCCCUUGUUCGCGCCGAAAGCGAAGCAGACGGCGCCGACAAUAAUGACCGGCCUCGUCUUCAUCGGGCGCACGGGCCGUCCAAGAAGACCUUCAAGUUCCGGCGCAGCAGGAAUACCAGGCCCGAGGUAUCGCACGUGCGCCUUGAAUCAGACGAGUGUUCCUCACCGGGCGCUGAUAGCACCCCUCUUCGCAGACCCUGGCCUCAAACCCCACUACUGCUACCAAGUAACAUCCACACGGACACUUCGUACGACAGCGAGAUAUCGCAGACCUCAUCUACGUCGGGAUACAGGGAGAGCUACAGCCUCCAAGCGUCUAUGACGGAGUCUCCGGGCGGCUCCCUCCGCGCGGCGCUGGCGUCCCCCGACGGCGGCGACCAGAGCGCCACGCCGCGAGCUAGCCCCGACGCUUCUUUGAGCUACGAGUCGGGCACGUCGUCUGCGGAGAGGACUGCUCUUUUAGGCGCCGCCAGUCAACGGUCGCUUUUACUCAGCAGUGACUUGAGAGAUGAAGACACUCUUCUAUGAAUAAUACGUUUAUUAUCAAAACAAGUACAAUCAUUCAUAUUUAGCAUUCUCAAAAGAAGUCAAUGCAGUCUAUAAAACCAAAUUGCACUUUUUAGUGCAAUGUUAAUCGUUUUACUCGGAAAAUAAAUUACCGUUACAUUAUAUUUAAAAAAUAAAAAAUAAAGAUGUUUUUAUUUGAAUAGUUCGUUUUCUUGUUUCAUUAUUUAAGCAAUUAACUUCACGCCCCACAACCUUCGUUGACCACGUCAAUUUUAUUACUACACUAAAAGUGCCCCGACUUUGUACGGUUGCAAUUUAUUUUAAUAUAUUAAGACCUUAGAUUAAAAUAAAAAGGGAAGAUGGGUACGGUACGCUCAUAUUAGCAUCAAAUGAAUUAUGCUCCGACUCAAAUACAUAAUUAAUUCACACACGCCCACGUCUAUAAAUAAACAUUCAAUGGAGCGAGCGAGACAGAACUGUACGCUUUCAACGCAGCGCGAGCGAAACGGCGAGUCUGUGUCCGAGUCCGCAAGGCCGAGCGAAGCGACGAGUCUACGUCAGAGUCCGCAAGGCUGAGCUGUACUGUUGUCCUUUUCUUGAUAACAAAAUGGUGAUUACGUAAAUAACGUUCACGGCAAACCUUGAUUUUUGAGAAAAAAUGUUUUUACAGCUUUACGCAUGAAAAGUGUUGCCGAGGCAUUUGUUAAUGGAUUUUCUUUUUAAAUUUGUGUUUAUUUUGAACUAAUUUUGAAUAGUAAUAUUGUUUUUUUUUGUUGACGGUGGAAAAUCCAUUUACGGACCAUGGCGCGUGACGUGUGUGGGACGACGGUCCUACCCACUAAAAACCACCGGUACCCUCCAACGCCCAUGUGGCGGCGUCUCAAGAUCGGCGCACCUUAGUGCACACUAACCACUUCACUGGGACGCCCCCGGGCCGGCCCGGUCCAAAAUUUAUAUAGUAUGAUAUUGGUUUACAUGGAUAUGUGUAUAGUAUGUUAGAAGGUGUUACAAAAUUAAGAAAAGAAAUAAAAAUUUAAAUAUAGAAAAACAUUUAUUUCCUCAUGCUUCUUUACACAUCAGAAAUGGUUGUAUGGCAAUUUGAAGAUCAGAGUCGAAAGGAAUUUCAUGAAUAUAUUUUGAAAAAGUCAUCACAAUCUUAUAGAUACUUCUUUUUACUGCCGAAAUAAGAGCCGAUUUAAUUUUGAUUGCUACUGUAUCAUUUAAAAUAUGCUUCCUAUGAAUCAAACCAGGCUUUGUCAGUUUAUCUAUGCUUUGUUUGAGAUUCACCAUUGUAGAUAAAAUUAUGGGCAAAUCUGUUUGUACUAUUCCAUAAUUAUCUUCUUUUAGGGAUGCUGCUGCAAUAAAGGCUAAGCCUUCACAUGUCCACAUUACUGGUUGAGCUUGCAUCAAUAAAUAUUUCAGUCUUGUGUCUGCAAGUUCUCCAAAGAAGUAAUUUAUUCCAGGUUUUUGACACAACUUAUUCAGGAAUAAUUUGAAUUCUUCUUUAGCAAUAUCAGCAAAAGAAUUUUCAAUUUUAUUUUUAUUAUGAUCUUUCAAUUCAAGUAACUCCGGUGAUUGAGCCAUAUUACGCAGGUGGCUGGAGUACAUGCCAACAAAUGGUGUUACAUUCAUUAUGUUAGCAUUCUUCUUCAAUUCAUUUUCCACCAUUCUUCCAUCUCCAUUUAUAUUGUCUAAUUCCUUAAUGAAGUCAUUCAACAUAGUUAAACAUCUUUCCAAUAAAUUAUUCCAGUUUCUCGGAUGUCCACCAGGUUGGGAGAGUGUAAAAAUUUGCUGCCUUCUCACUGAAUCAGUCAUGGCCAUUAUUCUUAAAUCCUGCGCACCUAAGUAUCCAUUAAAUUGCGAUCUUUGAGCCAAAGCAUUAUGCAAAGUGAGAUUAAAAUCAGAUACUAUUGGGAACUUUAAUGGUUCCGUUAAGACAAUGUUAAAAAUAGUUCUCAUUGUGUAUACAGAUACCAGGAACAGACUUGUGUAAAACCAUAGACCAAUCCAUAUUCCUGAUCUAAUCAAGUUUAUUAAAUUAUCCAGUGGAGGGUCUUCUAAAUACAAACUGUAGACAUCAGAAACAACACUUCUCGGUUUGCUACCCCACAAAUAAUAAAAUAUACAGAAGUAUGCUACUGGGGCAAUAGAAUUUUUAAAUCCAAUUGAGAUUAUGUUGCUGAUAGCAAGCUUUAUUUGUUGGAACUUCUCUUGGUAUAUAUGUGGAAACAUCAGAAUUGUUGUACCAAAUGUAUGCACAUUCAAAAAAUAAUACAGGCCCAUCCACAUCCCACCAAACUGUAAGAACAAACUCUGUUCCACCAAACAUUGUCCCUCAUAUUGAGCACAUUGUUUUUUCAAAAUGCUGAAAUUACUUUUGGCCAACGAUGAAUACAAACUCAUUGUAAAAUAACCACUCAAAGCAUAUAACACGCUAAAAACAAUAUUUUGCAUUGAAAACAUGUUGAUGAGCAUUGAGAAUCGCGUAAAAUACUUAGGUGAGGGCAUCAUGUAAUAAUUUCCAUAAACAUAGGCUUGAAAAAAUGAUACUAAUGCAAGAAGUAUUAAGUUUAGUAACAUUUUCCAACCAAGUAUAUCUUGAAUGGUCGAUGAUAUCCAUGUCAACGGAAGCAGUAUAUUUACUUGAAUGACAAACACCAACAAUAUUGCAAGAAGAGUCUGAAGACCGAUAUUCCAAAUCACAGCAAUAAUCAGUCUUUGCGAAAAGAUUUCGCUUUUUGGCUCCAUACCGGCAACUCAGAUCAAACCGGCAAUGCGAGGUUAGUAAAUAAUUUAUUUAUCAAAAUAACAUGAUGGAGGACACUUCAAUAAAUACUGAACAUUAUUAUAAACUACUAGGCACUAUUUAAGUACUUCAUAAAAGUCUGAAAAUUAAUUUAGCAGAAAGAAAUUAGAAAUACAACGGUUAAUAAUUACAAAUUUUCCGGUACUACUCUUUGUUACAAAUGCACAAUUUUUUUUUUGUUCUAUGUUCCCUAUUGGGAAAGGCAAAGGCAAAGUCAUGCAGCCAUCAUCUUAUUUUUGUAUUAAUUUUCCUUUUUUACAUUAGAAUGUGGGUGUGACGCAUUCUAAUGUUUCUUGGAGUGUUACAAAUGCACAAAUGGCAAUUUCAGGAUGACAGACGUCAAAAGUGCAGGGGCAGGGCGCCCUUUCGAUUUCAAACAGAAAAACUAAAAUAAAAUGCUCAAUGCAACGUUUUACCCACAGACAGCUACUAAGGACCCUGAAUGAAAAUGUAUGCAGCUUAAGGUGUCGAUUCUGGCAUGAUUCUCUAAACUUAAAACUAAAUCUAAAAUUUGUAAAGUCUCUCCUUUUCAUUCUGUGAAGAGAAUGACAAGGAUAUAAUGUUAUUAAAUUAAUGUUUAGAUUUACAGAAUCACGCCAGAAUCGACCUUUGUCAUAAAGCGUAGAUUCUGAACGCAGCCAAUGCGUUCCAAGCAUGUUCCAAC